Molecule: messenger RNA, 828 nt
Organism: Exophiala mesophila
Lineage: Eukaryota; Fungi; Ascomycota; Eurotiomycetes; Chaetothyriales; Herpotrichiellaceae
Exons: 1
Coding region: 1-828 (275 amino acids)
Source: RefSeq, a predicted model, not a curated record
AUGAAGUUACCUGCAGUCUCUGCGGCCUUGCUGAUGGCUUUGAGCCUUACUGGCGCGGCAGCCACUCCCCAUGAAGAUCCUAAUGGCUCCGUUGAAAAACGAGAACCUCCCAAUGGGGGUCCCCCAGGAGGUCCCCCCGGCGGAUUCAACAGUGGAAGUGCACCCUCAUGGUGGGGUGACAAACCUAGGCCUACCAAUGGUGGUCCUAAUUCUUGGGGAAAUGGAGGUGGAGGACCACCAGGUGGUGGUCCAGGAGGCGAAGGUGGUUGGGGAAAGGGUGGCGGCGGCGGUCCUGCUGGCGGUCCUCCUGGUGGUGGUGAUCAUCAGUGGACUGGCAGGCCCACUGGGACAGAUGCUCCAUGGGGUGGAAAACCAACAGGCAAACCAUCCAAACGCGACGCAGAACCAACAGACACUGACGGCGAGGACGACGGCGACGGGUUUGAGCUUCCCACCGACUUGGAACCCACUGGGGAUCCUCUGAAAGUGAAUAUUCCCAAAGGUGUGGUUUCAGACGCCAACGGCAAACCCAUGAUAUGUGGAUGCUGGCAUUUGAAAGAGGGCGUCAACGCCACCAGCGUCAGAAACGCCACCGACUUACCACAUCCUUCCGGUCCCGAAAAGCCUGGCGAGACACACGCGCCUGGUGAAAAGGUCAAGCGGAUGUACAUCUUUAGAUGGGACGAGUCGCAAAUAGGAGGCCAUUGGGGUAAAUACCUCGAGUUUGGCUCCGGAGAUCCUGACGACCCGCUCUUCGACUUCAAGCGCUAUGGCGCCAUCAGCAGAUUUGGCUGGAAGCAAAAGCGUGACUCUACAGCUGGCGGUUAA